Messenger RNA from Trichoderma aggressivum f. europaeum, 1215 nucleotides. RefSeq lists its product as uncharacterized. NCBI's taxonomy places the organism in Eukaryota, Fungi, Ascomycota, Sordariomycetes, Hypocreales, Hypocreaceae. The transcript has 2 exons. The coding region runs from base 1 to 1215 and encodes 404 amino acids. The record is from RefSeq and is a predicted model, not a curated record.
AUGGACUCCCCUCACAUCAAAUUCGAGAUUCCCGAUGAGCAUCGAACGUUUUCGCCUUUCCCCCGCCUUCCGCCUGAGCUCCGCCAGCAGAUAUGGAGAGAGGCCGUGUCGACCCCGGGAAUGAGCUUCGUCAAACUGGAGAGCCGGGGCCGGAACUGGAGAUGGGUGUCGUUGAAUAGGCCCUUUUCACAGGCCGUUUCCGAUAAUGGCUCUAGCAAGGGCGACGACCUCGACGAGAUCGCUUUGGAGGUCAAGAAUGAAGUUGCUCCCCGGCGGUUGUGGGACACGCGCCUUGUCCCCAUGUCAGCAAACCAAAAGUCCGACAUUUCCAGUUAUCAUGGCCUCAACAAGCAGCUCGCAGCGCUCCUCACGACAUGUGGAGAGUCCCACGACAUGGUGGACAGCCUGAUGCGCAAGAAAGGCGCUGUUCGCUCGAGCAACGGCAAGCUGGUGGCCUUGGCAGGCUCGUCUGACAUCAUCUUUCUGGAAUAUUUCCCUUCUGAGCUCUUUGAAAGCGGGUGCAGCUACGACAUCGACCCAAACUGUCCCAGCUUGGACAAUAUUCGACGGGUGGCGGUUCGAUACUGUCACCAGUGGCAGGAGAAGCCAGUACCUUCAGUAUGUCCCUUGUGCGGACUCGUCCAUGAAGCCGCGAACAACAACGUGGUCUAUCCGAAUCACCUCUACCACUUUCUGGCAAGGCAUUUACCCAAUCUGGAGGAGUUUUAUUUUGUGGACUACUUCCUCUUGCGCAAAGCGGCGCCAUCAAAUCCUGAUUCUCGCAACUGGUCACCGCGCAAGUACAAAUGCGGCCCCCGAACAUACUACGAAGCAGACGCCGAAGCCUGGGACAUGAAGCCACAGGUCCUCCGAAUGCAGGAGUGGCUACGAGACCGAUUCAUCCGAUACGCCAAGGCAAGCCAGCUGAGUCGUCACAAGAGCCCCGAAAAGGUGCGGUUUGGUAUUUUGGCAUGCGAGUGGGAUAUCGCCCCGCCAGUAUCGCUCAAGACGCAACCCGCACCACCAGCUCCCAAGGGUCGUAACAAGCGUAUGAUGUACGAAGAUCAUGCGCUGCGUCGGCAGCGGCUUCGCCGGAAGUCACGAAACGCAAAGCCGGUGAGCCCAAACGUGGUGGCUGCCAAUGUGCCAUUCGUCUUUGGCAACCCAGACAAUUCGUUCGAGUUUACGUUUGAGGUGGACUGGAGGCGGAUGUAA